AUUUCACUUCCGGGUAGGAAUUGAUUCUCCUCUUGCUGUGGUUUGCUUCUCGUCUGCCAGUUGGUGUGAGAAAUUAUCCCAAAGUUUUGGACACAACAACGUCGACGCCGCAGCGUUUGGCUGCCCAACAUCACGACAUGACUCUUCAAUGUAGUCGAGGCCGUAGCAGAGCGACGAGGACGCGAUGGCUGUUCCUGCUGGUGAGCAUGUCCGUGUGCGUGUGUGUGUGCCGAGCAUCAUCGCAGCCUCAGCAGCAAGAUGAAGAGGACAGUGCCAUGGAGAACAUCGUUACGGAGAAGAAAGCUGAGGAGAGCCACCGACAGGAUAGCGCAGACCUGCUCAUCUUCAUCCUGCUCCUCACCCUCACUAUCCUCACCAUCUGGUUGUUCAAACACCGCCGGUUCCGGUUCCUCCACGAAACUGGGCUGGCGAUGAUUUAUGGUUUACUGGUGGGCGUGGUCCUGCGCUAUGGUAUCCAUGUCCCCCGGGAGGUCAGCAAUGUGACGCUGAGCUGCCACGUCAACGCCAGCCCCGCCACGCUGCUCGUCAACUCCAGGGGAAAGUUCUAUGAGUACACGCUAAAGGGCGAGAUCAGCCCCAACGAGGUGAACGAUGUGCAAGACAACGAGAUGCUGCGCAAGGUGACCUUCGACCCUGAAGUGUUUUUUAACAUCCUCCUCCCGCCCAUCAUCUUCCAUGCUGGAUACAGCUUAAAGAGGAGACACUUUUUCCGCAACAUGGGCUCCAUCCUUGCAUAUGCCUUUUUAGGGACAGUCAUUUCCUGCUUUGUCAUCGGGUUGUUAAUGUAUGGCUGUGUGACGCUGAUGAAGAAGAUGGGACAACUCGGUGGGGACUUCUUCUUCACUGACUGUCUAUUCUUUGGUGCCAUCGUCUCUGCCACAGAUCCUGUGACGGUGCUGGCCAUCUUCAACGAGCUGCAGGUGGACGUGGACUUGUAUGCACUGUUGUUUGGCGAGAGCGUGCUCAACGACGCCGUGGCUGUGGUUCUCUCCUCGUCCAUUGUGGCAUACCAGCCAGAAGGCGACAACAGCCACACCUUCGAGGUCAUGGCCAUGCUGAAGUCCUUUGGCAUGUUCCUUGGCAUCUUCAGCGGCUCCUUCGCUCUGGGCGUGGCCACCGGAGUGGUCACGGCGCUCAUAUCCUUACAUUAAUUGACAAAGUUUACCAAGCUAAGAGAUUUCCAGCUGCUGGAGACAGCAUUAUUCUUCCUCAUGUCAUGGAGCACCUUCCUACUGGCUGAGGCCUGUGGCUUCACAGGUGUGGUGGCAGUGUUGUUCUGCGGAAUCACUCAGGCCCACUACACCUUCAACAACCUGUCUCCCGAGUCGCAAGACCGGACCAAACAGCUGUUUGAGUUGCUGAACUUCCUGGCGGAGAACUUCAUUUUCUCCUACAUGGGUCUGACAUUGUUCACCUUCCAGAGCCACGUCUUUAACCCCAUGUUUAUCGUGGGGGCUUUUGUGGCAGUGUUUCUGGGCAGGGCAGCCAACAUCUACCCCCUCUCCUUCCUCCUCAAUCUGGGCCGACGCAACAAGAUCAGAUCCAACUUCCAGCACAUGAUGAUGUUUUCUGGACUGCGGGGCGCCAUGACCUUUGCCCUGUCAAUCAGAGACACGGCCACAUAUGCGCGGCAGAUGAUGUUUUCCACCACGCUGCUUGUGGUCUUCUUCACCGUGUGGUUCUGUGGUGGCGGCACCACUCAGAUGUUGUCCUGCCAGCGCAUACGGGUGGGUGUGGACUCGGACCAAGAUAACUCUGUGAGCAUUGGCGAAAGUUCCGAGCGAACAACUACCAAACAGGAAAGUGCCUGGCUUUUCCGAAUCUGGUACAACUUUGAUCACAACUACCUGAAGCCCAUCCUGACUCAUAGCGGUCCCCCACUCACAGCCACGCUGCCUGCCUGCUGUAGCCCCCUGGCCCGCUUUCUCACCAGCCCAAAGGCUUUUGAGAACGAGUGUCAGAUCAAGGACGACGACUCCGACCUCAUCCUUACCGACGGCGAUGUCAACCUGAACUACGGAGACAUCACCGUCACCACCGACACCACCGGGGCAUGCACCCGGGACGGCCCCUCCCACGCCGACGACCUGGACCGAGAGUUGGCAUACGGCGAUCAUGAGCUAGUGAUGAGAGGCACGCGCCUGGUGCUGCCCAUGGAUGACUCUGAGCUGCCUUUCACAGACCCCCACUUGUGAAAGCAAUCGCACAUCUCGCCCAUCCAACACGCCACUUCCUUUUUUUGCUCUUCGCCUCCCGCUGUCACUCUGCCAUCUUUUCUUCACUCUAAUAUGUUUAUGUUCAUGUUGGGCUUCACUUCAGUCACCUUACUGUAGCAUUGCACAGCAUGUGCUGUAAACAAUACUAGAAAAAGAGCAGUAUUCAUGUGCAUGCUAACGGUUCCUUUUUUUUUUUUGGGCCGCAGGCGCUGUGUUUUGGCUCGGACGUCGAAUGUCGACUGUAAGUGUGCUUUCAAUCAAGUGCCUGCCUGGGAAGUGUAGUUUUAGUGGGAUGGAAGAGGGCCCCAAGAUAGCAAUAUGCUCAAAAUUUGGGAUGGUGGUCGCAAAAUGGGUUGGAUCCUCUGACUGUGACCUGGACAUAAUGUUAUGGCUUGUAUUGCAGACCUCCACCAAGGAGGUGCUGCAUAUGCAGCAAUUUAGUCAUUAAAAUUCAUGCGUUAAUCACCAAAAAUUAACCUAAUUGUUUCAAAGUCAGGUUUUUGAAAAUAUCUCUAUCCAGAUCUGCACCAAAAUGUAAUGGAUUUGUCCAUUCCCUUACUUCACCCUGCCACAAAACCUCAUUCAAAGCAGUUACAUCAUUUUUUGAGGGAUUUUUUUGGCAAACUAGCAAUUGGCAUUGGAAAAAAAAAUUAUUUCUAUGUAGGUUUAUAGGACAUAAUUUAAACGAGUGCAUGGAAAACCACUGUUUUGCAUUUGUCUAUAUUUCCUAUGAACAGGACAGCAGUUUCACUGUUACUUUUAUAUAUAUUAUUAUUAUGAUUAUUAUUAUUAUUAUUAUACAAAACUGUGUUGCUGGACAGAUGUAAGUUCACCCGCACACAGAGGCUAUUUGUGGUGCAAGAAGUCAGGCUCCUCUGAGCUUCUGAGCAGCAGUUGUCUAACAUGAUUGUGAUAGGAUGUUGCCAUGGCACCCUGUUGACGUGGACCCAAGCCAGAAAACACUGAAAGAGCUCAAAUCACACGCAGUCUGGUUGUUUGUGAAUGGACGAAAGGGCAAGAUGAUCUUCGAUUGUGUGUGUGUUUGUGUGUACGUAUGUGUUAAUGUCUUAGUAUUGCAGUGUGGCUUAACACUGGACAACCUUGUGAGGACAUGUCUUUAUGAGGACAUUUUGGCUAGGCCAUGCUAGAAUAUCUUUGCGUUUGGGGAAGCUAUUGCUUCCCUGGAACCCUGGAAUUAGUAAAUAAUGUAAAUCUAAAUCAACACCCAAAAUUAUGAGCAAAAAACAUAGACAUAGACAAUAGUUCUAGUCGAAUUCAAUAGUGUUUCUCACCUUUCUACUGGCACUUUCUUUGGUCCCAUGGCAUGUUAUUUAGAAGUCACGCUCCUUAAAAAAUGCACGAACAGUGUUUCAGCAACAUGUAUGGUGCUUCGAUUUCACGGAUACAGUAGAGGGCAAACAAACUAGUUUGUUAUGUGCAAUAUUGUACGAAAAUAUUGGCAAAAAUUUGAUGAAAACCGAUUCAUUGGAAAAUUGUGGCAUGCAUACACCUGUGUGUGUGUGUGUGUGUGUGUAUAUGGAAGCUCAUGUCUUACGUACAUCUUAAUUGUAGAUGAUGAUGACAAGGUUUGGAUGGACUUUCAAACUACUAAAGUGUCUAUGUAUAAGUAGUUUGGCAUAAUGAUGGACAGCCACUUUUGUCUUUUUGAGGACACUUGGCUUGUCCACACAAGGAAAAUGUUGGGAUGAGUCUGUUACUUUGUGUUGCGCUUUCUUCUACCUUUAUCAUUAGAAAUGUGGGAAAAAAAGCAUAAGAAUCUGUUUGUUUCUGUUAUCUUCUGCUGUGCAGGAACAUCUCAAAAAAGUAUUUUUGUUGUUUUUUGUUUUGUUUUUGUUAUAUCCACACAUCCAAUUUUUAAAAGACAUUAAUGCCAUUUUCCCCUUUUUUUUACAUUUUAUUUUGCAGAAGGGACAUAACAAAAAAAGACCUUAUAUUUGCACUGCAAUGUCUCACUUGUUAAUUUGGGAGGACUGAAAUGAAAAUGUAAUGAAUGCAAAGUUCCCUUUGUGUAGUUGCUGUAUUCAGUACAUCUGUACCAUCCAGGUGUGUUCUUGUGCGUUUGUAUGCUUUUGCCCUGGAUACUACAGAGCAUGCGCCCGUCUCAUUCUCUGCUGGAUUCAAAAUACAACAAUAAAGACGCAGGCUAUUUCUAUUUGUGGAUGAAGAUGACCAAAGAGGUUUGCUAUGCUAUGCUGUUUAGUGCAUCGUGAAUGGGUAUGAAUGACACAUUCAUUGUGUGCGUGUGUGUCUGCACGUACUGUUUACACCUAUGUAAAUAUCCUCUCACCUUUGUGUGUGCAACAGACAGAAAGAAAUAAAUGGGAGCCAAUGCUUUCCAUUA
Molecule: messenger RNA, 4599 nt
Organism: Dunckerocampus dactyliophorus (ringed pipefish)
Lineage: Eukaryota; Metazoa; Chordata; Actinopteri; Syngnathiformes; Syngnathidae
Product: sodium/hydrogen exchanger 6-like
Exons: 16
Biological process (GO): sodium ion transport; regulation of pH; proton transmembrane transport
Cellular component (GO): recycling endosome; membrane
Molecular function (GO): sodium:proton antiporter activity
Source: RefSeq, a predicted model, not a curated record